AUGUGGUAACCAUUGUACUUUAUUAUACAUCUAAAGCUUUCCUCACAAGGUUUCGACAAUUUGCUCCACCAAGUAUAAUACUUGCAGCUUCAAGCAGACGAGCAAAUGAGAUCUGAACCUUAA
This is a messenger RNA of Capsella rubella, 123 nucleotides long. RefSeq lists its product as uncharacterized. The record is from RefSeq and is a predicted model, not a curated record. Lineage: Eukaryota; Viridiplantae; Streptophyta; Magnoliopsida; Brassicales; Brassicaceae.